Messenger RNA from Ictalurus furcatus (blue catfish), 5416 nucleotides. It is a transcript of the gene fam20ca, whose product is annotated as FAM20C golgi associated secretory pathway kinase a. Gene Ontology annotation, biological process: protein phosphorylation. Gene Ontology annotation, molecular function: protein serine/threonine kinase activity. Lineage: Eukaryota; Metazoa; Chordata; Actinopteri; Siluriformes; Ictaluridae. Bases 1439 to 3172 code for a protein of 577 amino acids. Gene Ontology annotation, cellular component: Golgi apparatus. The record is from RefSeq and is a predicted model, not a curated record. The transcript is spliced from 10 exons.
AGUACAAAUGUUGUUAUAUUUAUUUUAUGCAUUAUUGUUGAAAUUUUGUAUGUCAGUAAAGAAAGCAACAUAUUGCAUAACCGACCACUUUUCAGAUAACAAAACAUAACGAAGGCUGCUGGGUUUUGCAUGCAGAUAAGAAGCAAGUGUGACAGGCAAAGUCUCCAGACGAACUGUGCAGAUUCUCCAGGAUGCUCAAUAAUACAUACCAGCUAACUUCCUUAUAAAACUACACAGUGCCCCUGAGACUACUAUUUUUUAAGCAAAGGGUUGUCACCAGAAUUGACUCUGUCUGCUCUUUAUAGUGUUUUAUAGUGCCUUAUUUUUGAAGGCAUCUUUGCUUCACAGCAUUUCUUUGCAAGACUUUUGCACAGUAGCUCAGGUGCGAGGGAACUACACUUUAUUCAUCUGGCCCAAUUAAUGUUAUUUACAUCUUGCCCACUGUGCUGACAUGAAACAUGAAGCAAACGAGCCCAUUAUUCCUGGAAUAAUGCGGUGUGUAUUAGGAUGUGUGUGCACAGGAGUGAGCAUAAGGGCCCUCCUCUUUGUGCACUAGCGCCCUCUUGUCGCCCGCAUCUGAAGUAGCUGUGGGUAUUUCAAACUGGCAUUUAAAGGUUUUCUUCGAGGAUCGGCGGCUGCUCGCGCGUAGCCUUGGCAGCCAAUCUGGGCCCUGUGACGCGCGCGCGAGGCAGCACGGCUCCGUGCUCAUAUUUAACACAGUAGUGCGAGAGAAUAAGGGACAGCACCCGGGACACGAGCUCGCGGAAACACCAGACACCUGCCACAGCAUAGCGGACACACGGCCGACAUUUCAUUCAUGUUCCCCUCCGAACUGUUUCAUUUCCUUUUGCUUCUUAUACGACUUGUCUUGUGUAUUUUUAUAUUUUUUUUAACAUUUUUUUUUGCACUGCACGGACUUGAUUCAAUGCUUUUGUGCAAUCUAUAGUGAUAAAAAGGAUGCAUCUGUUCUUUAACGUUCACUGAGGAAACGGACUGCAACUGAUACGAUUUCUUAUUUGAUGCUUUUUUAUUUGAUUGUUGGUUUUUCCUUCACUGGGAUGGAGGGCAGCUCCGGAUUUAUAGCUCGCCACCUUUAAAAACAUUUCGACUGUAGGUGUACAGGAAGAUGCGCGCUAUACAACGCUGAUUGAUAGAAAAUCUUUUUCCUUUUGUUUUUUUUUUUGUUGUUGUUGUUUUGUUUUGGUUUGGUUUGGUUUUGUGGGGUUUUUUUUUUUUUUUUUUUUUUGCAUAAUAACAUGACCUGAACGCAAAAGAGGAAUCAUAGCUAAAAAUCCAAAGAACGCGGAUUACACUUUGAAAUGAAAGCAGAUGCAUAUCCAAGAAGCACCGCGCGGUGUGUUUUCGUUUCAGCAUCCUUAAAACACCGGUAAUGUGGCACUCAGAUUGAUCAAACUAGCCACCGUUUGUAACGUUCAAAAUGAUCCUUUUCCGAAAAUUCCGCGUGUUGCUUCUCAUGGUGUUCCUCGUAGCGUGCACCAUGCACAUCAUGAUAGACUUGCUGCCCAAACUGGAGAAGAGAGCAGUGGGAGCGGACUCCGCAAACUCGGGCUGUUCUUGCGCGCACGAGCCGAGCGAGGCGCCUCGCGGCCGGGGCAAGCAGCAGCAACAGCCGCAGCAGUUGCAACAGCAACGCGCGAGGUCCGGAGCACCGGCGGAAGCAAGCUGGCCCAACAAGCACACGCUGAGAAUCUUACAAGAUUUCAGCCAAGAGCCCAGCUCAAACCUCAGCUCACAGUCUCUGGAGAAGGCGGCGGCCACCGGAGACAAGACGGAUGCGACCCGAGGAGGGAAGCAGCGCGCGGCGGACUCUGAGAGCCAGAGGAGUCUGAUGAAGGAGGCGGCGAGUGGAAGCAAGCAGGCUAACAGAGGCACCUCCAGACUCGCAGCUCUCUACCAGCACCCGCUGUAUAGAACCGAGCUGCCGCUGCUCACCGACGACGACACGCUGUUCAAUGUCAAUACGGACAUACGAUUUUAUUCCAAAGCCACCGGAAACCAAGAAUGGCACCAUGAGGGAAAUGAGGAAGAGGAGUACAACCCAACCGGGGAGGCCACUGCUGAGUCAUACCCCAACUGGCUUCGCUUCCACAUUGGGAUUAACCGCUAUGAGCUCUACUCCAGACACAACCUUGUAGUGGAGGCUCUGCUCAAAGACCUGCAGGCCCAGAAGAUCACAAGCGUAGCUAUGAAGUCUGGUGGCACUCAGCUGAAACUCAUCAUGACAUUUCAGAAUUAUGGCCAAGCUCUCUUCAAGCCGAUGAAGCAAACCAGAGAGCAAGAGACCCCCCCAGACUUUUUCUACUUCUCUGACUUUGAGAGGCACAACGCCGAGAUUGCAGCAUUUCAUCUCGACAGAAUUCUGGAUUUCCGACGGGUUCCACCUGUGGCUGGCAGACUAGUAAACAUGACACGAGAGAUUCGAGAUGUAACUCGAGACAAGAAGCUCUGGCGGACAUUCUUCAUCUCUCCAGCCAACAACAUUUGUUUCUAUGGUGAAUGCUCAUACUAUUGCUCCACUGAACAUGCCCUCUGUGGCAAACCUGACCAGAUUGAGGGCUCAUUGGCUGCUUUUCUGCCUGACCUGGCCCUCGCCAAGCGCAAGACCUGGAGGAACCCCUGGCGCCGCUCAUACCAUAAGCGCAAGAAAGCUGAGUGGGAAGUGGAUCCAGAUUACUGUGAUGAAGUAAAGCAGACUCCGCCCUACGACCAUGGUGCCCGUCUGCUGGAUAUCAUGGACAUGACCAUCUUUGACUUCCUCAUGGGCAACAUGGACCGUCACCAUUAUGAGACGUUUGAGAAGUUUGGCAACGAGACAUUCAUCAUCCAUCUGGACAACGGCAGAGGAUUUGGAAAACACUCACAUGAUGAAAUGUCAAUCUUGGUGCCCUUGAGUCAGUGCUGCAGGGUGAGGAGGUCCACCUACCUGCGGCUUCAGCUGCUGGCUAAGGAGGAGUACCAGCUGAGCUCGCUGAUGGAGGAGUCUCUUGUGCGUGACCACCUUUCUCCCAUCCUCAUUAGACCGCACCUGCAGGCUUUGGACCGGCGCCUGCGCCUGGCUCUAAACGUGCUGGCCGAAUGUGUGGAGAAGGAGGGCUACAGCGCUGUAGUUGAGGACGACAUGGAGCAUCAUCAGACCUCUCGGGCUAGGUAGUGGAACCCGGACCUACACCAUGAGCCUCGGCCACAUCGUGCUUGAGACGCAUGUUUGAAUUCAGUGAAUUCCAAGAGACUCACCACUAAUGCCUCUGAACUGCCACUCUGCAUAUGGAUAUGUCUGGUAUGUGUACAGAUGUUGACCAGACGUGCUCCCAGUUACUUUUUUUCCCCACGUACAGACGUGCUCCCCACAUACUUUUUAAGACUUUAGACCAGAGGCUUUACGGAAAAGAGGUCCGUUUUUUUUUUUGUUGUUGUUUUGAUGCUACCCACAAGCACCAGGGAUUGUAUUUUAUGUUCAUUUGAUUUGUUUAUUUUUAUCUUUGAAGUCCAAGGCUUGCAUUUUAGCCACUGUGGAAGCUGCAGCACAUGUUGUUUUGUUACACCCUGCUUUUUAUUACAUGAUUGGUUGUGCAAAACUAAUUUAUUAAUUUAGCAUAUUUCCAUAAUUUCAGUAUACUAACAAGAUGGUAGUUGUACAGAGAUGUAUAGUAGAAGCACAGAGAGACUUUUGACCAGUAAUACAGUGAUCACCUGUUUUGUUGCUUGAGAUUUACCUGCCUAUAAAAAGGCUGUUCCUUGAUCCGGCUAAUCUAACAGACUCGUUCUCUGGAGCAGGUGUGUUAGAUAAGGUUUCGGACUGAAUUCUGUUCAAGGUACAGAGCUGAUGAUCACCGUAUUAGGCAACAUGAGACUGGAAUAAGAGGUGAACUUUAUUUACUACAGUUAGCAUAGGACUUAUAGAUAUAUUUAUGGUUAUGAUUUCUUUUCUAUGUAGCCAACUGCGCUCUGUGUGUGAGAUAAAGAUACAUUUAAGCUUUAAGAGCAGUACUGCAGUGCAGUGCUCCUCCUGUGAGGACCCGUAUACGAUGCCUCUCCUCUCUGUGUGUGACCUGAUUUGGUUUUCCUAAUCGCUUUCGAAAGCUUACAUAGAUGCAUCUGCAAGUCGGACUCUGUGCAAUCCAGUGUUAAGUAUUUUUUAUUCCAUGUUGUGAACUCUGCACUUCCUCUCUCAUUAGUGUUAUUCAGUGCUGGAUUGAGCAUGACAUUUAGGGUUAUUCAAAAGUGCACUCUUGGUAGGAACUUUGUGGAAGAGUGCAGAAUGACUCUAAUUGGUGUUUUUGUUUUGGCACUGCCUCCCAUCAGCGACACCAUGCAGAAUGCACCUGUUUCCCCGCAUGGGGAGCUUUGCCACUCUCAGAUGCAACGCUGCCACAGUUGUUAAUUCUGUGUCCUUUUCUGUGCCAUACAUGGGCAAGCUGAUCCUUUCUCACUGCUGCACUCUCAGUUCUUUUUGUAAUUAGUAAGCAGAAUUCACAUCUCUGCAUCAGUGUAUAUAAAGCGUUUGUGUUUUUGUAUGAUAAAACAAAUUAUCUGUAUGCUAGCGUUGUUACUAGACAUUUUUCAGACUAAUGACUACAUCAUAGUCAUUGCAAAUAUUUCAGUCAAUUUUUUUUCUUUUAGAAGAUUCAGCAUCACCAGAUUUUUUUUUUUAAUCACUAUGGCCAAAAGGCAAGAGAGUGCCUUUAUCAUUCCUCAUACUGACACAAGAAAACAAUUUUAUGUUUAAACUAUUUCAAGACACUAUGGGCCAUAUUCAGAGUUAAGUAAUAUGUAAUAUGAAUGCUUGGGCAUGUUUUCUUUAUAGGAGAGUGCAUCGAAUUAACCAAAACAUUGGCAAUAUUUUAAUAAUUAAAACUAUUAAACACAAACUAGUAAAAGCUUCCUAAGAUACACAAUACCUAAUAAAUGAUAUCAUAAGAUAUAUGAUAUCUAAUACGUUUCAUGUGUGAGUUCAUGACCUCAAUUUAGUAUCUCAUGGCAUCUCAUGCACAAGUAACUGUUGGAGCACAAAAAAAUAAAUAAAAUGUAAAAUAAUAGGAUGCGCUGGAUCAAGUGCUAUUUUAUAAGCUGCUGGAAGGCAUUGUGUGAUUCAUUUUAUAUUAUAUCGCAUUAUUAUCAUCAUUUUUAGUUUUCAUUUUUAAAUUGUUACAUCGUAUUGCAUAUGACAGCAGUGAAAUAUCUGCUUCUUCAGUCCCCAUUACUAGCUCUGAUUUUGUGUUUCCAGGCUUAUCAGCUAGUGCUUGUGUUUAAUGGUGGUGGUCUAGACAAUACUGCAAAUCCCUGUCUUAGACACUUCUAUUCAAGAGAAUCUGGCAACCUCAGAGGCAUGGACUACAUGCGGGUAAUUUGCAGAACCUGAAUGGAACGGCAAAAAAAUUUACAUAUCCACGUGCCU